GUUUGACCUUCAGGUGCUCGCAACCCCCAUCAGUGGACGAUACCCUAGGAGCGUUGCCGUUACACAUAGGUGUGUGUCGUUAAGAUUACACAAAUUUGUCGGAAAGGUCUGUAUUUUGCAGUGGUACCUCAUUCGAAAUCUUUGGGUUUCACAUGUUGGUCCUAGUGAUCGGCGACUUCCACAUUCCUGACAGGAAACGUUCUUUACAUCCUGCUUUUAAGACUCUUUUAGCUCCUGGAAAAAUACAACAUAUAUUAUGCACGGGAAACCUUACUUCGAAACAUAUGUAUGACUAUUUAAAACUUAUUUGUGGAGAUGUGCAUGUUGUGAAGGGCGACUUUGAUGAGGCUUUAGAUUUCCCUCUUACAAAGGUUUUAAGCGUUGGAAACUUUAAGAUAGGACUUAUACAUGGACAUCAAAUAGUUCCUUGGGGAGACCAAAAAAGUUUAGCUACUCUGCAACGGGAGUUAGACGUUGAUAUAUUGAUCAGUGGUCAUACUCAUAAGUUUGAAGCCUAUGAAUAUGCUGGACACUUUUAUAUCAAUCCUGGUUCUGCUACCGGUGCAUAUAGCCCUUUUGAAAAAAACCCGCAACCUUCAUUUGUUCUUUUGGAUAUUCAAGAAACCGCAAUACAAUUAUAUGUGUACACUCUAGUCAAUGAUGAACAUAAAGUUUCUCGCAUAGAAUACCAGAAAAACAAAUGUUUGUAACUAUGAACUAACUGUAUUCAUUGUAUUUUAGCAAUAUCUUGUAAUUUAUUUCUCUUCUUCGCAUUAUAAUAAAACUGAUUUUGACUA
This is a messenger RNA of Schistosoma margrebowiei, 797 nucleotides long. The record is from the annotation of a GenBank genome assembly. NCBI's taxonomy places the organism in Eukaryota, Metazoa, Platyhelminthes, Trematoda, Strigeidida, Schistosomatidae.